Molecule: messenger RNA, 1046 nt
Organism: Paramecium octaurelia
Lineage: Eukaryota; Ciliophora; Oligohymenophorea; Peniculida; Parameciidae
Source: the annotation of a GenBank genome assembly
AUGGUAAUCGGAUUUAAGAAGGGUAAAUUGCAAUUAAAAAAAAAGGACUUACUAUAAUGGCAUACUAUUUAAGAAAUAUAACUUACUUCUUAGAUUAGGGACAUCCAUUUAAACUUAGAAGAGAAUCAAAUCGUUGUUGAAGUUUAGCCAAAAAUCAUAAUAAUUGAAAAGAAAAAUUAAAGAAACGAGGAAACUUGGGUUGUAGUUUAGGAAAUUAACAUUGAUGAAUCAUUUCGUAAUGUAAUUUUUGUAAAUGAUAAAACAUUUGCAGUUAAAUUAUGUAAUAUUAGAAAAUGGAUGCUAUUUCAAUAAAAGAAUUAAUGCUAAUUUGCACAUAAAAGAAAUAUUAUUAUAUAUGGAGCAAACGAAGAUUUAUUAUACAUUUUAGAAAAGUAUCAUGAAGGAUAGAUAAGAAAUCCUGAUAAAAGCAAUUGCUUUUUGAAUUUAGAAUUUUAGAUAGAUGGAACUUAUUUAUCAUUAAAAGAUAAAUAGCAAUAUAUUCAGUAAUUCUAUCCUUCUGGUCUAUAAAAUGAUAAUUAUAUAUAAGGAGAAUACUUUUUUGGCUAAGAUUUUAGAGAAAAUUAAAUUAUUGUUGGAAAAUAUAAAUAACUUUUUAUAGAGUAUAAAAUAGUCAAAUCAAUCACAUUUCCUUAAAAUGAACAUUAUUAAAUUAUGACCAUUAAAAGUGAUAAUUAAAUCUUAGUGUUAGGAUUUAACAAUUAAAUUAAAGUUUUCAAAUUAGAGGAUUCAACAGUAACUCUAAUAUAAGUUUUAAAUCAUCACACAGAUAAUGUAGAUAGCUUAUUAUUUCAAAAGACUGAAAAUUCAUUUAUAUCUGGUUCCUCAGAUAAAUCCAUAAAAAUUUGGAGCUGGGAUUAGGUGGGCAAAAUAUAUUAAUGUUAAUAGAUCCUUUAGAGUUUAGUUAAACCGUAUUUUAUAAUUUUAAAUAUCCAAGAAAAUCUACUGGUUUCAGGUGGUCAGAACUUAAUUUAAUUAUGGGAAUUAAAAAAAUACUAUUGGUAGUUAAAAUAGAGUUUUUAUUUUGA